This is a messenger RNA of Otolemur garnettii (small-eared galago), 2282 nucleotides long. It is a transcript of the gene FZD8, whose product is annotated as frizzled class receptor 8. The transcript is spliced from 2 exons. Gene Ontology annotation, molecular function: Wnt receptor activity; Wnt-protein binding. Gene Ontology annotation, cellular component: plasma membrane. Gene Ontology annotation, biological process: non-canonical Wnt signaling pathway; canonical Wnt signaling pathway. The record is from RefSeq and is a predicted model, not a curated record. The coding region runs from base 95 to 1576 and encodes 493 amino acids. Lineage: Eukaryota; Metazoa; Chordata; Mammalia; Primates; Galagidae.
CCCGCUCUCCCCCUCUCCGGUUCUCUCGCUGAGCUCCCCAGUAUCCCUCUGCGCGCCGCCUGGAGAGCGAAGGCACAGGGCCGAGGCGCGCAGCAUGGAGUGGGGUUACCUGUUGGAAGUGACCUCGCUGCUGGCCGCCUUGGCGCUGCUGCAGCGCUCGAGCGGCGCGGCGGCCGCCUCAGCCAAGGAACUGGCGUGCCAGGAGAUCACCGUGCCACUGUGCAAGGGCAUCGGCUACAACUACACCUACAUGCCCAACCAGUUCAACCACGACACGCAGGACGAGGCGGGCCUGGAGGUGCACCAGUUCUGGCCGCUGGUGGAGAUCCAGUGUUCGCCUGACCUCAAGUUCUUCCUGUGCAGCAUGUACACGCCCAUCUGCCUGGAGGACUACAAGAAGCCGCUGCCGCCCUGCCGCUCGGUGUGCGAGCGCGCCAAGGCCGGCUGCGCGCCGCUCAUGCGCCAGUAUGGCUUUGCCUGGCCCGACCGCAUGCGCUGCGACCGGCUGCCGGAGCAGGGCAACCCCGACACGCUGUGCAUGGACUACAACCGCACCGACCUCAUUGCGGGCGCGGCGAGCACAGGAGCAAGCGGACAAGAAGGGCGGCGCAAGUACGAGGAGCUGGGAGCCGUGGAGCAGCACGUGCGCUACGAGACCACGGGCCCGGCGCUGUGCACCGUGGUCUUCCUGCUUGUCUACUUUUUCGGCAUGGCCAGCUCCAUCUGGUGGGUGAUCCUGUCGCUCACGUGGUUCCUGGCGGCCGGCAUGAAGUGGGGCAACGAGGCCAUCGCUGGCUACUCGCAGUACUUCCACUUGGCUGCGUGGCUCGUGCCCAGCGUCAAGUCCAUCGCAGUGCUGGCGCUCAGCUCGGUGGAUGGCGACCCGGUGGCAGGUAUUUGCUACGUGGGCAACCAGAGCCUUGACAACCUACGCGGCUUCGUGCUGGCCCCGCUGGUCAUCUACCUCUUCAUCGGCACCAUGUUCCUGCUGGCCGGCUUCGUGUCGCUCUUCCGCAUCCGCUCGGUCAUCAAGCAGCAGGGCGGCCCCACCAAGACGCACAAACUGGAAAAGCUCAUGAUCCGCCUGGGCCUCUUCACCGUGCUCUACACGGUGCCCGCCGCUGUGGUGGUCGCCUGCCUCUUCUAUGAGCAGCACAACCGCCCGCGCUGGGAGGCCACGCACAACUGCCCUUGCCUGCGGGACCUGCAGCCCGACCAGGCGCGCAGGCCCGACUACGCCGUCUUCAUGCUCAAGUACUUCAUGUGCCUCGUGGUGGGCAUCACCUCUGGGGUGUGGGUCUGGUCCGGCAAGACGCUCGAGUCUUGGCGCUCCCUGUGCACCCGCUGCUGCUGGGCCAGCAAGGGCGCCGCGGUGGGCGGGGGCGCCGGCGCCACGGCUGCGGGGGGCGGUGGCGGGCCGGGGGGCGGUGGCAGCUCGGGCCCUGGAGGGGGCGGGGGUCCGGGGGGCGGUGGCGGGGGCUCCCUCUACAGCGACGUCAGCACCGGCCUGACGUGGCGGUCUGGCACGGCCAGCUCUGUGUCUUAUCCAAAGCAGAUGCCAUUGUCCCAGGUCUGAGCGGGAGGGGAGGAGGCGCCCAGAAGAGUUGGGGAGGGGGGCGGGGAGACAAGUGCAGCGAAGGGACCCUUGACGAGCUGAGGUUCCCACCCCUUCACAGUGUUGAUUGCUAUUAGCAUGAUAAUGAACUCUUAAUGGUAUCCAUUAGCUGGGACUUAAAUGACUCGCUUAGAACAAAGUACCUGGCAUAGAAGCCUCCCAGACCCAGCCCCUUCCCUCCCUAGAAGUUCGGGGAGCUCCUCGCGCCAGGCGUUAAUUUCUGUUGGCUUAGGAGGGUGGACUCUGCGUUUCCAGAACCCGAGGUUUGGAGCUCUCGCUGGUUGCCCUUGGCUGAGCGUGCAGCCAGAUUCACGUAUUUCACCUGACUCGCCUACGUAAACUCUUACUCCUAACACACCCUGGAGGAGGGGUGACGGCGACCUGAUGGGAUUGCAUGGUUUGGGUAUUCUUAAUGACCAGGCAAAUGCCUUAAAUAAACAAACAAGAAAUGUCUUAAUUAUACACCCCAAGUAAAUACGGGUUUCUUACAUUAGAGGAUGUAUUUAUAUAAUUAUUUGUUAAAUUGUAAAAAUGUGUAAAAUAUGUAUAUAUCCAAAGAUAUACAAUGUGUACAUUUUUUUGUAAAAAGUUUAGAGGCUACCCCCUGUAAGAACAGAUAUAAGUAUUCUAUUUUGUCAAUAAAAUGACUUUUGAUAAAUGAUUUAAA